This is a messenger RNA of Oncorhynchus tshawytscha (Chinook salmon), 3022 nucleotides long. It is a transcript of the gene lg19h11orf16, whose product is annotated as linkage group 19 C11orf16 homolog. The transcript has 8 exons. The record is from RefSeq and is a predicted model, not a curated record. The coding region runs from base 636 to 2570 and encodes 644 amino acids. NCBI's taxonomy places the organism in Eukaryota, Metazoa, Chordata, Actinopteri, Salmoniformes, Salmonidae.
UUCUAAAAUGGAAGCAACAUAUUUUGAGUGCUACCUUUUAACACAUCUAACACACUCAACAUUGGCAGCCACGCUCAUGAAAUGUCAAUCUAAGUGAGUUAAGAAAGUAAUUAAAGGUCAUUUCACGGAAUUAAAGUGCCCAAGAAGAGUCGGUGGGGGAACAAGAAGUAUCCAGGGGCUCCUAACAUGAAGCCAAUAAAGGCUGUAUUUUACUUUGAUAGCAUAAUCCUCAAAGACAAACACAGGCCAGUCAAAUCUCAGGGCUUCCUUUUCACAGAGACACAACAUAUUUGCCAUAUAUUUACCUUAAGACUAAGCAACCAAGUUGUAACGUCUGUGUUAUAUAACGUUACCAUCUCAUCGCUUUUAGCCUGGUCCUAGAUCUGUUUGUGCUGUAUAGGCAACUCGUAUGUUCGUUCCUGUGACAAAGACCCUAGGAGUUGGCUAUGCAGCACUAGAUCUGGGACCAGAAUACUCAGUUUUCACUGGUUGACUGACAGUUAUGCAGCCCAAUGAGGCCACGAUAACAUUCACCCAGACGUCUCCAUGGCAACUCAAGUAAACAAUGGAGUUUAGUGGCUAUCUGCAGACUAGAGACAGGCGGGAACACUCUUGGGGAUUCACAGAGGGCAAGGAUGGUGUCUGUCUCCCAGUCACCUGGUGAGCCUCACAGGAGGCUCCUUCCAUUGUUCCUGGGCCUGAGGAACAGGAAUGUGUCCUUUGUAUUGGACACCUCAGAGGCCAUGAGCACGGCUCUGGGGUCAGUGAAGCGCCUGCUCAUCCAGACCCUGCUGAACAAGGCAUCCCUCAGAGACUCGCUCUUCAACAUCAUAGGCUUCUCAUACAAGGUAACCCGUUGGUCUGAGCACAUGGUGCCCUGUGCUCCAGACACUGUCUACGAGGCUCUAUCCUGGAUUCACUCCCUCAGCUCCAGCCCAGGUAGGGACCUCAUGGCUGCCCUGAGUACAGCCUUCAGCGACCUAGCCUGCCAUGCCGUCCACCUGGUCACCACCGGUCUCCCUGACCACCCAGAGGAACUCCUCCGGGCCUUGUCAACCAUGGCAGGGGAGAGGCCAGUCCAUGUGUUCCACCUGUCGCUAUCUAACCCCAGCAGCAGCAGCUCUCUGGACGACAGGACUCAGGACUUCAUCCAGUGUCUGACUCACGCCACAAGAGGGAGCUGUUAUGUUCUCCCUGUCGGGAUGGAUGGGGCAGUAGAGCAGGUGAUUCCAUUGUACACUGCUGAGAGCCAGCCCUCAGUGCCAACCUGUUCUCCAGUGAAGUCCUGCAGUCAGUCUACCUCUGUUGUUCCACUACAGCCUUUACUGCCCUUAUCUCCUCUCAGGUGUAUGCGUGGUAAUCCCUUCUGUCCAGUUAGUAGCUGUGUGUUGUCAGGGAGGGCCCUGUCCGUAUGCAGCACAGAGUUUCUCCCAGGCUGCCGUGUGUUGGCCAGGAGGGAGCUGGAUGGCCUUUACUACUUGGGCACUGUAACGCAGCUAGUCCAGGGUCGAAGAGGAGUGUACGUGGUUGAGUUUGACAGGCCGGGGACGAGGAGACCCGAAGGGGGAGACGAUCACGCUAUGAGGAUGUCCCAGCAACAGCAGCUAGUCUGCUCUCCAGACAUGCUGAACCACACUCAGGCCCACACACACUGUCUGGUCCCUGGGGAUGCAGUGUUGUCCCCGUGGGAAACUGACCUGAGGAGAUACGGUCCGGGGAGAGUGGUCUCCGGAAUGGAGACACGAGAUUCAGUGACAGUAGAGAGUGGGAAGGGGCUCCAGGUGCUGCUGUGGAAUGGUAGGCUGAUGCAGGUGCCUGGGGAUCUAGCUGUGUGGAUCCCUGCUUCUCAGCAUGAGCGGAUCGUCAGGGAGCUCCAGCGAAUUCCUCUGCCGCCAUGCUGCAAUGACAAUUUGCUCCACGUCCACAGCACCAUGUGGGCUCCCUAUCUGUACUGCACUGGAACACAGUGCUGUCCAUCAGCAGGUGGACCAUGCCAUUGUCAAAUCAUGCAGCCAUGGUGGCCACUGAGAGUUCCGCCUUGUCAUGUGCAUGGCCUGAGAGAGAGGGAGGGGCUAGAGAGGAAAAAGCGACAAGACCGGGCAGAGCUAGAGAAGAAGGUGGACCUCCAGUUGGGAGAGCUCAAGGAAACUAAAGAGGUCGAACCUGAGACAUCAUCUUUGUCCUCUUCAUCCCUGUCGGGUGAUGAGGAAGCAGGGGCUAUAGGGGUAAAGUCUGUCAGCCUGUUGGCCAGCACAGAGCCCUCUCCCCUGGACAAGCUGGGGCCAGAACACGGCCGACCUGCCUGGAGGUACUGGAGGAGAAGCCAUCCAGAGCCACAGCACAGACAACCAGAGAAAGUACCAAGGGGGAAAUUCCAGUCUAUGGAAAUCAGCUACCCUGACGUCGAGAUCAGUGGCUCACCUAAUCACAGCUCCAUGUUUCAGCCACUUCCUGGCUGUGAGAGGAGGGUGACCAUCAGGGAUGUGUUUGGCCUGACAGACUUCAAACCUCGUCCAAAAACGAGACUGCAGUUAACCGCUGGCAACACGAUCACAGGUGUUUAUACAUGAUGGUUUUGACUAUUGAAGACGAAUCUUGUGGGGUCUUAACUCCCACACCUGUAGAAAUACACAUUUUCAAACUGAAAGACAAUGCCCAGAGCUUACCCAUGAUGUUGCACAACAGUGUAGUCAAUAAGUCAUAGUUUUAGUCAAAGUAUGAUAUAUUUGAGCUUGAAGUGCCAGAUCCAAACGUGUGACUUCGGAUGUUUCCGUGAGUCUUACGUGUCUUUUCCUAUGGAGAUGACGUGCAAAUUACUUCCAGCCUACGUUUCAUUUCAGGGCUGGGUUUUAAUUAAACAUUACCACCCACCAGCAUGGCAAUGUCUAUUAAUCAGAAACACUUGCUGCAAAGUUCCCUAUUCAAGAAUUGUCGGAGAGCCAAACAACUUUUCUUUGUAGCCUACACAAGGGUUUCCACUUGAUAAAGUCAAAAUUGGCUACAUCGUAAAACUUCAUGAAAA